AUGGGUAAUUCUAAUAGCGGUGGAAAGCGAAGAGGAUCCUUGGAUGAGGAUUAUUCUCAUUCAUUUAGCAAUCAUGUUUAUCCUAACAAAAGAAAACUCAUUGUUCAGCCAUCUCAGGAUUCAAUAGUAAGCAUUUUAACAGAUUCUAAAGCCAUGGAUGCCAUUGCUUCUCGGCUAAGGGAUUCAAAAAUUACUGAUUUGAAUGGGAAGGCUUUGAUUUAUGUUGGCGGUGGUGGCUCUACUGAAGUGCCUGCUUCUGAGGAUAUUUCAGAGCCUAGCGCUCUUCCCACGGUCUUCACAUGGGAAGGCGGAGGAAAAGAAGUCUACAUAAGCGGAACCUUUAAUGGAUGGAAGGCAAAGAUUCCUAUGGUCAAAAGCAAGCACAAUUUUUACACAAUAAUUGAUUUGCCCGAAGGCGAACACCAGUACAAGUUCAUCGUUGAUGGUCAGUGGAAGCUGGAUCACAAUCAG
This is a messenger RNA of Protopolystoma xenopodis, 471 nucleotides long. The record is from the annotation of a GenBank genome assembly. NCBI's taxonomy places the organism in Eukaryota, Metazoa, Platyhelminthes, Monogenea, Polystomatidea, Polystomatidae.